AUCUCUCCUUCUCCUGAGGGGGUGGGGGUGGAAAGCCUUGGUCAUUUCCCAGCUGGGACAGGAUUGAGGAGGAGGUGGAGUGUGUCUCCAGUCCCAAAGUCUUAGGGGCUGGAAGGUGGGCAAGGGACCUGGCUGGCCCUGACUCCCGGCUUUGUUUCUCUGUCUCAGACUUUCCACCUGCAAGAUGCUCUCUCUGGAUCCACUGGGUCCCGAGUGGGACUGCCCCCUGGGAUCCAAGGACCUGGAUGGAGAGGAGGGCCCAUGGAGAGGGGGCUCUGGCCUGCCCCCCAUCAGCUGCUUCCCUGGCUCCUGGUACCAGGAUGUGGGCCUGGACUGCAAGGGCUCCCCUGAGGGGGCUGAGGCCCGGGCCUGGACUGCCUACUACUACAGCCUCCUGCAGAGCUGUCUGCAGCAAGCUGGGCUUCCAGAGACUCAGGACCGAAGCCAGGUCCCCCACACAGGUUGCCCUGGUGCCGAGGUGACCUUGUGCAUUCUGGGAUCACCCAGCACCUUUCUGUCUGUGCUGCUGGAGGGUGGGGUCCAGAGCCCCGGAAACAUGCUCCUCUGCCUGUCCCCUGCUUGGCUGACGAAGGUGCCAGCACCAGGGCAGUUGGGUGAGGCGGCCCUGCUGGUCUCCAAGGCUGUGAGCUUUCACCCAGGGGGCCUGACAUUCCUGGAUGACUUUGUGCCCCCACGACGUGCUACCUACUUCCUGGCGGGCCUGGGGCUGGGCCCUGGCCGGGGCCGGGAGGCAGCGGAGCUGGCCCGAAACCUGACUUGCCCUACAGGAGCCUCAGCGGAGCUGGCCCGGCUGCUGGAGGACCGGCUGCUGAUGAGGCAGCUGCUGUCGCAGCAGGGCCAAGUGGCCAUACCAGCUACUCUGGCUUUCACCUACAAGCCUCCAGGGCUACUGCGGGGAGGGGAUGCCAGCCCGGGACUACGGCUGGUGGAGCUGAGUGGCAAAGAGGGCCAGGAAACACUGGUGAAAGAGGAAGUAGGGGCCUUUCUGCAUUCCGAGGCUCUAGGUGAUGCCCUGCAGGUGGUGGUGAAACUCAGUGGCUGGCGCUGGAGGGGACGGCAGGCUUUGAGUCUGCACCCACGAGUGGAGCUGGGUGCUGUGGUAGACACAGUGCUGGCAUUGCUGGAGAAGCUGGAGGAAGAGGAGAGUGUCCUGGUGGAGGCCAUGUGUCCACCUGCCCAGUUGCCCUUCCCAGGAAGUCCCUCACCCAGCCCUGAGAUGGCUGUGCGUAUCUGUGCUGUGGUGUGUCGCACUCAGGGUGACAGGCCCUUACUGAGCAAGGUGGUGUGCAGCGUCGGUCGUGGGGAUCGGCCCCUGCGGCACCAGAACUCCCUGCCCAGGACGCUGGAGUGUGCUGUCCUCCUGUGGUUUCUGCAGUUGCACCUGGUAGAGUCAGACCCCAACCACUUUGCAUCUCAGCUGGUGCAGACCUUUAUCCACUUUGAUGUGACGGAGCACAGGAGGGACGAGGAGAAUGCGCGGUUGCUGGCAGAGCUGGUACGAGCACGUGGCCUACAGCUAGAUGGCUGUUUCUCCUACUGGGAUGACUGCCUGGUGCUCACAGCCCUACUCUGCCAGGAGCUGGGCCUGCCCUGCAGUCCUCCGGCUGCCAUGUGGCUGGCCAAGCAGAAAAGCCGCACUCAGCUGCACCUGUCUCGCCGUCACGGCCCACCAUGGCCUGCGCCCUCCCUCCAUGCUGUGGCUUGCUGUCCUCUGGAGAGUGAGGCAGAUGUGGAGAGGGCCGUCCAUCAGGUACCCCUGCCAGGUGUGAUGAAGCUGGAGUUUGGGGCAGGUGCAGUGGGUGUGCGACUGGUGGAGGAUGCACCACAGUGCCAUGAGCACUUUUCCCGGAUUGCCCGUGACUUGCAGGGCGAGGCUGACCAUCCAGGCAUUGGGCUGGGCUGGGGCAAUGCCAUGCUGCUGAUGGAGUUUGUUGAGGGCACUGAACAUGAUGUGGACCUAGUGGUGUUUGGUGGGCGGCUGCUGGCCGCCUUUGUCUCUGACAAUGGCCCCACAAGGCUGCCUGGCUUCACAGAGACAGCAGCCUGCAUGCCCACUGGGCUGGCGCCUGAGCAGGAGGCUCAGAUGGUGCAGGCAGCCUUCCGAUGCUGCCUGGGCUGUGGGCUGCUUGAUGGUGUCUUCAAUGUGGAGCUCAAGCUGACUGGGGCUGGGCCUCGGCUCAUUGAGAUCAACCCCCGUAUGGGUGGUUUCUACCUUCGGGACUGGAUCCUGGAGCUUUAUGGUGUGGAUCUGCUGCUGGCUGCUGCAAUGGUGGCCUGUGGUCUGCAGCCCGCCCUUCCCACUCACCCACAUGCCCGUGGUCACCUGGUGGGCAUCAUGUGCCUGGUGUCUGAGCACCUGCAGGCACUGAGUUCUACAGCCAGCCGAGAGACCCUGCAGGCUCUGCAUGACCAGGGCCUACUGCGCCUCAAUCUGCUGGAGGAGGCCCUGGUGCCAGGCGAGUAUGAGGAGCCCUACUGCAGUGUGGCCUGUGCUGGGUCCAGCCCUGCUGAGGCCCGCCUCCGUUUGCUGGGCCUCUGCCAGGGCCUGGGCAUCGAUGGGCCCAACUACCCAGUUGCUCACUUUCUGUCUCAUUUCAAAUAGCACUGGAGCCAGCAGGGGCAGGAAUGAAGUGGUAGGAGGAGAGGCUGUAGUGCCCUCUACUCCCUGGUGCCCUCCCUGUCUCUCUUCCUAUCACCCUACUCUAACCCCAGCCUGGCACACUCCUGUGCCUCAGGUUUGCUCCAGAGCAGCAGGGCAAUUUUGACAUCAAAUCCUCCUGGGCUAAGGGCCACAAAACAAGUGUGUGUGGGGAGCCCUAUUACCCUCUCAAAGGCUUCAGUCUGGUCCACAGCUUCCCCAGGACUCUAGCCCUGAAGAAGUUGCAGGAGUUAAACACACACACUGAACUGCCCACCCCAAAUGGGAGUGUAUCCAAACCUGGGCCCUCUCUAGGUGUGACUCUCCUCCUGCCACCUAUGGGUGAAGAGAAUCUUGGUGGGCCUCCAACCUUGGACAAUUCCCAGGAUAAGCUGAGAUAAAAAUGCUUGUCUUCUUAUCCAUAUGCUAGCAUAGUUCUAGAGCCUGCUGAAAACUUCUGGCAGUGCCCCUGUCUCAUCUGGCCUGAGCAGUAGAAACAGGUGCUUGUGGUCAGGAGUAAUUGCCUCCCCUCACACUUCUACACAGAUGCCAUUGCUCCCAUUCUCCAGAUGAGGAAACGGGCUCAGAGAGGAAAAGCGAUUGUCCCCAUACCACCAUGGAUAUGGACAGAAGGGCCAGGGCCAGGUUCCUACAUUUACUAAGUCUUACAUGUCUGCUCAGCUUCUAGGCCCCUUACUUCUCUGCCUGCAUCACAAGCAGCUCUGAGACUUGUGAACACCCUCCUCCUGUGCACCAUGUACCUUCACCAAGUUUCAGUGCUUUGGCCUCUGGAACAUCUAACUAUCAUUGGCAGAGGGUGCCUGGGCUACCUUCCUCGUUUAGGGAAGCUGCUUCAAGAACUGUCUCUGCAUAGCCCAGGAACAGUAGACAGCUCCCCCAGCAUCCCUCCCCAAAUAAAGGCUUAUGGACUAGAGAAGUGUUUGGAGUCUGGAAUAAGUUCUUGGACUAGGGCAAGGGAUUUAGCUCAGUGCUUUUGCCACCUGCCUCCAAGUGCAAGGACCCGAGUUUGAUCCCAGGUGAAAAAAAAAAAGUUCUUGAACUAGACAGCUCCAGGCUCAGCUAGUUGGAGUUAGGGGUGGGAGUGCUUGUGAGGGGGAGAGGGGCUGAAGAGGGAGUGGUAGGGGAUUUCUGUAGGCUCUAGGCUAGGGGAAAAACCACUCAAUUGGCUGGGCCUCUGGGCUGACCUUUGGCAGGAGCCUGUCCUACAUUCACAGCAGGGCCCAAACCUAAGGAUCUCUUUUGGCAGGACUACAAACUGAGGUCACAUUCAAGGUAACCCUCUGUCCGCCUGCAGACCCUGGAGCUCUGUCCAUCUGAGUUCAUGCCCAGCCUACCCUGUGCAACUGGAAGGCACAUGCAGACAGUCCCCAACAACCAGAACUCAACCAAGACCUGAUCUGGUCCAAAUUCACCCCUCCUCCCUGCUCCACCAGCCCCAUGCAGCAUGAAUCCAUGCCCAAUCUAAAGUCACAGACCAAGUUUGGCAUGUUAACUCUUUCAUCCUUUCAACCACGUUUUAUCAAGUGCCUUUAUCCUGUACCAGGCAGUUGAAUUAUUAAAUGUGCUUCAAUUGACAAAACCUCAUAUUUAGCAGGGCAUGGUGGCUCACACCUGUAAUGCCAGCACUUGGGAAGCUGAGGCA
Molecule: messenger RNA, 4322 nt
Organism: Fukomys damarensis (Damara mole-rat)
Lineage: Eukaryota; Metazoa; Chordata; Mammalia; Rodentia; Bathyergidae
Gene: Carns1
Product: carnosine synthase 1
Exons: 8
Coding region: 185-2623 (812 amino acids)
Biological process (GO): carnosine biosynthetic process
Molecular function (GO): metal ion binding; ATP hydrolysis activity; ATP binding
Source: RefSeq, a predicted model, not a curated record